UUUGCCCCCCAUAGGACUCGAGUUCAGAAAUCAAAUGACAGAGUAAAGAUGGCGGCAGCAUCCAUCUCCAAAACCCUAACGAAGUGUCGUAGUGUUGGAGGUCGUGAUCCCCUCUUUUAUCUUUCAAGGUAUAAGCUUAGGGAUGGGCUUCCGCGAGCCUUCUCUAACUCUAACUCUGCCUCUGAAUUUGCUUCUUCAACCGGGGGAAAGUCAGAGAAAGGGUCGAGAACUUUGUCAAAAUGGUUGUUGUUUUUGCCUGGUGCUAUCACUUUUGGCCUUGGAACUUGGCAAAUUUUUCGAAGGCAAGAUAAGAUACAAAUGUUGGAAUAUAGACGGAAGAGGCUGGAAGCUGAACCUUUGAAGUUAAAUAUCUUAUCACCUUCAACUGAAAAUGUGGAUUCUCUGGAGUUUAGGAGGGUGAUAUGCAAAGGCGUUUUUGAUGAGGAAAAGUCAGUGUAUGUCGGUCCACGCUCUAGAAGUAUUUCCGGAGUGACUGAAAACGGCUACUAUGUUAUAACACCUCUGAUGCCAAUCCCCAACAACCCUGAGAGUGUGCAGUCUCCUGUCCUGGUCAAUAGAGGAUGGGUGCCGCGUAGUUGGAGGGACAAGUCUUUGGAAGAUUCACGAGACCAUAAGCAGCCUUUAAAUAUAGCACCUCCCUCCGCACAACAAAAUGAAAGAAUUUCUUGGUGGAGGUUUUGGUCAAAGAAGCCUACGACGGUUGAGGAUCAAGUCACUGCUGCUGCCCCUGUAGAAGUUGUUGGAGUAAUUCGUGGAAGUGAGAAGCCUAGCAUAUUUGUACCAGCAAAUGAUCCAAGCUCUUGCCAGUGGUUCUAUGUUGAUGUUCCCGCAAUUGCUUGUGCUUCUGGGCUUCCUGAGAACACUAUAUACAUUGAAGACAUCAAUGAAAACGUCAAUCCAAGCAACCCUUACCCUGUUCCAAAGGAUGUUAAUACCUUGAUUCGCAGUUCAGUGAUGCCACAGGACCAUCUAAAUUAUACAUUGACCUGGUAUUCUCUAUCUGCUGCUGUUACAUUCAUGGCUUACAAGAGACUGGCGCCAAAAAAGACCCGGAGGUAGCAACUCUUUACUAAAAGAUAUUUGGCCUUUCCAAUUAAUUUGACAUUCAAUGUUGCAUAAGAAUUAGAUUCACAAUAAUAUUUGAGCUAUAGAAUACAUUUACCUUCGGCAUUUUCCUUCUCGAAGUGAAAUUUUUUGUAUGUUAGCAUCGUUAAGCUUUUCAUCACUGCCAACAUAGCUGAACUGGAAAAUAUUUCCUGUUAAAUGUAAUCAACUGGUUUCUUAAUCAGCCUAGCUGAUAUGGUCACACAGUGGCGAUGGAUUCAUAUUUGAAGGAAAUGAUUUUAUCUUGAUUUAGUUUUCAUCAAUAGUUUGUCAUUAGCUAAGAAUUUAAAUGUCAUAUUUCGAAAAUUGGGAGACGGAUGUUGUUAGUUUCUAAAACUGAAGCGGCGAGGUUGUCUU
Molecule: messenger RNA, 1482 nt
Organism: Pistacia vera
Lineage: Eukaryota; Viridiplantae; Streptophyta; Magnoliopsida; Sapindales; Anacardiaceae
Product: surfeit locus protein 1
Exons: 5
Coding region: 49-1080 (343 amino acids)
Cellular component (GO): membrane
Source: RefSeq, a predicted model, not a curated record